GUUUUGCAGCAGUUUCUUGGUUUUGCAGUUUUUUCUCUGCAUCUUGUCUCUGCCGGUGCGCGACUGGAGGACCGUCCGACAGCUGCAGGUGAGAAGACCCAGAUUUCCAGAGGUGGCCUUGCAGAAAUGAUCCAGCUGGUCUGAAGAAGAUGGGGGGUAGACAAACACUAAACCCAGAUGGAUGUGUUCAGUCUGCUCUGAAAGCCAGAAAUGAAACUGAGAUGUGGAAACGCUGGCGAUGUGGAGUCCCAGACCAUUCCACAUUACUGCAGCCUGAUGUGUCACACUACGGUCUGCAGAGACGAGGCCUGAGCAGACAGCAGCGCAGGAAGAGAUUUGCUCUGUUUGGAGGACGAUGGGAGAAAAUUCACCUCACUUACAAGAUCAUGCGCUUCCCUCAGCAAAUGAGUGAAGACAAAGUUCGGCGGAUUUUCCAGGAAGCGUUCGGAGUGUGGAGUGCAGUCACUCCUCUGACAUUCAGAGAGGUCGUCAAUGAGAAAGCGGACAUCAUCAUUGACUUCACCAGGUACUGGCAUGGGGAUGACCUACCAUUUGAUGGUCCAGGAGGAAUUCUUGCCCACGCUUUCUUCCCCCGCACACACAGAGAAGGAGAAGUCCACUUUGACUAUGAUGAGAGCUGGUCAAUCGGCAACAGUGUAGGCACCGAUCUUCUCCAUGUGGCAGCUCAUGAGUUCGGCCAUGUCCUGGGUCUGCAACACUCCCUGGAGCCUGACGCUGUCAUGUGUCCGUUCUACAGUGAUGACUAUCCUCUACAGCUCAGUGAGGAUGACAAGAGGGGGAUUCAGUAUUUGUAUGGACCCCCUCAACACACACGACCUGAGAUCACUGAGACCAAUGAGAUCAGUACUGAAGUGCCGGAUGCCUGCAGGACAAAUUUUGAUGCUGUGUCCAUGAUCAGGGGAGAGCUUUUCUUCUUUAAGUCUCAGUAUGUUUGGCGUAUCCGUGAUGGGCAGCUUGAAGCAGGCUAUCCAGCUUUGUCUUCACGCCACUGGAGAGGUAUUCCUGAUCACAUUGAUGCUGCAUAUGAAGACAAGUCUGGAAACAUCUGGUUCUUCCAAGGUAACAGCUACUGGGUGUUUGAUGCUGAGAGGAAGAUAACUGGUCCGGACUCUGUGCAGAAGUUAGGUCUUCCUGUAAUGGAUAUCCAAGCAGCUCUGAAGUGGGAAGAGGAUCAUGUUGAGAAAGUCUACCUCUUCAAGUCCCAUUCCUACUGGACCUUUAAUGUUCAAGAGAACCGAGUUGAUGACAUCCAUCCUCGCAGCAUCCAUGAGUUGGUAGGAGUGCCCAGCCACAUUGACGGAGCCUUUCUGGACAGAUAUGGCUAUGCCAAUUUUCUGAGUGGGCUGUACUACUGGAAGUUUGAUCCUGUUGGACUGAAGGUGCUGGAGGGCUUCCCUCGAACAAUCGGGAUGGAUUUCUUUGGCUGCUCUGCCUCUCUAUAUAAAUAAGUUAUUCAUUCACAUCCUCAACCUCAUUAGAGUAGUUGAUUUAUCAGAAUAACUCCAGAUCCAACUCUCAGGUCCAGAUUUACUAAACUCUGGUUGUAAAUAGCAUCUACAGGAGUGUCCAUUGCAGAAAGUAACUUCCAAAACUGUUGCAGCUCACCAAAGAGCUCCAGCAGGUAUGUUCAGUAUGUUGUUAAUUCUAAUGUGCACUAUUUUCCUUUGUUUUUAGCUAAUUAAAAACCAGCUAAUGUGGAUUUCUUUAAACAGUCCUUGAAUACAUGGGCAGCAGGGUUAGCCAAGGUUAGCCAACAUUAGCCUCAUAAAAAUGAAUAGUCUAAUAAUAAUAAACUGGAUAAACUACUGAUAAACUACUUUCUAGAUCCUGACUACACACUUUGAAACUUAACAGACAACACUGUAUAAAAAUCCUCCCGUAAUUAUUAAAUGCAGCAGCCUUGUGUUUUUGCUUGUUGCAGCCUGGUGUCUGAAAGAAGGAGAUGCCAAAAAGGAGCAGGUGAUGGAGGUAAAAAGAGUUUAGGUUCAGCAGAGAAGACAGUGUUCUUCCAAGAUGUAGAGGACAGAAACAACCUGAUUAUUUGAUAAAAAAUGGAAGAUCUACUCUUUGGAUUGGGUCUGAAUAAAUAGGGGUCCUAAGACUUCAUGUUUCUGUUCAGCUGAAUUCAGGUUAUUGUUAUAAUUUUGUGGUAAUGAUUUAGGUGACUCAACAUAAAUGAGGAAGAAUCGUUAAAAGAUCUAGAAUCAAAUCCAUAAGGCAGACAUUAACUGAGUGGACAAACAACUCUGUGUGAAGCUUUAAUACUGCAGUACCAACUUUGUUUGAUAGGAGCUAUAUCCCGUUUGGGAUAAGUAACUCCUUAAAAGGACCAUAAGACAGUACACAUGUACAAAUAGCUGUGUCCCAAUUCAGGGUCUACACACGUAGGAGUGCACAGACUACGUAGGUUAUGGGGUGUCCUACGUAGUUCAUGCACUCCGAAACUGCUUACAGUUUGUGAAAUGAAACAGCUUACUUAGCCGAUGAGAAUUUCCCAUUGCAAGAACAUAGGAUGUUGAAUUACUUAAAGUCAGAAAUUCCUAAGUUUUGCUUAUCAUAGAACACUUUAGUGAACGUUAACACCAACCCAGUUGGUUCUAUCUUAUCUUUUUAACCAAAUAAUGUAAAAAAAAAGCUAUCUAAGACUCUGUUGUUUUCUUACACACUGGACCUUUAAAUUUAGAUGAAUGGAUAAUAUCUGUCUUUCUACACACUCUCCUUCUGCUGAUGUUCAACAUCCAUGUGUCCUCAGGUGUUAGUUUAGUCACACACACUUAAAAUAAAAUACAGCAUACCCAAUAGACAUUUUAUAAUGAGGGUAUAAAGGGAGUAUGAAAAGGGACAUGCAGGGAAGCUACUUAAAGCUUAUGAUAGGGACCCAGUCACAGACCCAUUUCAGGGUAUAAUAAUAAUAAUAUCAGCUGUGAAAUAUGAGCAGAAAUUCAUUUAUGAUUAAUUUAAAUAAUCACUUAUUUUGUGCUCUGAACUGGAAACUCCCACAUAACUUACCUUGUUGAACCUUUCUGCUCAGUUCUCUGCCAGAAGUCUGAGAUCUUUAGGGUUCUCUGCAGUAUCUCAGCUGUUCCUAGAAGUGUUCCCAGGACCGUUCCUAGAGCUGUUCCUUGAAUUGUUCCUAGGACUGUUGCUGGGACUGUUUCUAGAACUGUUCCUUGGAGUGUUUCUAGAACUUGUUUCCUAGAAUUGUUCCUUGGUGUGUUCCUAGGACUGUUCCUAGGACUGUUUCUAGAUUUGUUCCUUGGUGUGUUCCUAGGACUGUUCCUAGGACUGUUUCUAGAAUUGUUCCUUGGGCUAUUCCUAGGAUUGGGCCUCAUUCACCAACCAUUCUUAUGAACAAAUUUAUUUUUAAAUCCUACUUACGAACAUUUAACUAUAUUUAUUUCAUUGAAUUAAUCCAAGAACAAGUCGGAUUCAAGACGGAUCUAAUUCUAUUGCUAGUCUUCCUAACACCAUCAGUGGAAAAGACUGCACACAUGCCAGAUCCGUUGCCUCAACCACAAGACUAUUACUCCAUAAAUGUCCAAGUCACCUGUGACUCCCAGAUCCACCUACUGAAUGUGGUCUUUAGUAAUUAAAAUUUACUACAACUGUGUCUUUUUGUUACAAUUAUUUCUUUUAUUAAGAAAUCAAUGUUAUUUCCUGGUUAAUAACACCUAUCAGACUCACCUGGAGGAUUCAUCAGAUGCACUACUUCCUCUGUAGGCGAACCAGAUCUUAAAAUGAUGCCACAGCAGGUGGAAACUGGCUUUACAAACUGUAGAAGGUACAGUAGGCUACAGGCCACAUUCCCAAGGACCUACUGUAUGGAGAGCUUGUAGAGGGUGCACAUCAGACAGGACACCCUCAUCUGUCUGUAAGAAAGACAUGAAACCAUCAAAAAUCAACAUUAGCAUUGGAAUGCCAAGCAGAGGCCCGCGCUGGUGUUUUGCUGUCAGACGGCAUACACAAAGCUGAGGAGACCAGCAACAGAGAAAGGAGAGCUGAAAGGAGAGCUAGUAGGAAGGAAGACCAACUGCAACCUCAACAGGCUUCAGCAGUCAUAUGCAGCAUUUGCAGCAGAGACUAUAAAACCGACUAUUUAGCCAUUUGAAAAGGUGCAGACAGAGAAAAUCCAACCAAAAUUUAGGUUCAUCAGAGGAGACGUGUCCUUUGAUGGUAUUCCCCAUCUUGAUCCAGGGGCUUUCAGUGCAAACUCAGUAUAGAUGUCCCCACAUUAUUCCAGCCACCUGGACAUAAUGUUCCAUGUCUGCCUUACCUGCCUCCAACUUUCAUCCUGCUGCUAUGGAGGUCUCUGGACUGUCUCAGAGACCUCGAUGAACAGCCUCCAGCUGGAGUCCUGUUUGGUGUGGUACACCCUGUCCUAUAUCACCUUUAUCACCAUGAUCAGAGCCUCUGUGCUGUCUUUCAGACCAGACUUUAUUUACACUAAUUGGACUUCAGUCCGCUGGUGUAACAGACCAUGUAGGGACUUAUCAAUCCAUGAUGGUUCCCGCUCUUCUUCUUUGUCUUCCAUGCUUCCUUCCUCUUACUGUCCAGUCUCGGUGUUGACCUUGGGCAGAAACCAUCUGUGCAUCUUGAGGAACUUUCUAGUCUUUAUCACUGUCUUUCAUCUCCUCCUUUUGUCAGUGUGUUAUACCAGCUGGUAUCUAAUGACUGACAGGACAGGUGUGUUGAUGACUCAGAUUUUCUCUUCCCAUUAAAGCUAUGUUCAGGUGUGGAAACAGUGGCAUCAACUAGAGAAAGGAUUCAACGUCCGCACGAAACCGCUGUAGUACAUACUACAAGGCUGUGGGAGGGGGGGUAUUACGAUGAGUAAAGGGUAACACUCCAGAGCUAGUAGCACAUGCGCAGAUAAUGACAUAUCUGCUUCCCGCUGUUGAUGGUGCAGCAUUUUGGUGCUAAAGGUGUACACAAGCCAGGACUGUCUGGAGCAGCACCACAACACAAUUGGUCACGGACGCCAUUAUUGUUGUUGUGUUUGGCACAUGUUCGUCACAUUGACGUCAUAUCCUCCAGUGGUAGCGCUGUCCUCACAGUACCACAGACGGUGGAGGUUUCAAACCUAUCCACCUUAGUACCUGGUUUCAGACACGAUCGGUUUCAUGGAGGCUAAUCCCUGGUUUCGUGGGGAUGAAAGGGUGGUUUGUUAAAAUACUUUUGAGUUUUCACUGCAAUUUGGUGUCAUGGGGACGGCCCCUAAGCUGACUCUUACACAUACACAUCUACACAUUCUCUGAAAAUGGGAUGAAAUACUCAUAUAAAGGAUGCAGAAAAUAGAGAGAAGACUCCAUAUGCACAUGUGUAUUUAAUGUAGAGCAAACCUGAGUAUUUACUCUCUGUAGGUACUGGCUGUGGCUGACUUCCUUGCAGCCUCUUCAUGGUUAUCUUUAACCUGUGGAACUCCAAGGUGUUUGUAUCUGUCUUGAACAUCUGCUAUGUUUCUUUCUGGUAGUUCAGUUCCUUCAGCUGUGAUCAUCUUACCUCAUUCGUCUGCAUUUAUUCUGUCUGAGUGACAUUCUGAUGUCCUUGCUGUAUAUUCUGGUAAUGUGUGUCAGUGCGUUGAUGUCUCCUCAGUCCUGGUAUAAAUCUUGAUGUCACCCAUGUAAUGGCGGAGGCUGAUGGUUUCUCUUCUACAGAAUCAAUACCCAUAGUCACUUUUUAUAAUGAUCUCAAUGAGGGAGUUCGGGCCUGCAGAACAGCAGCAGGGACAGAUCAUCUCUUUGGUAGGUGGCUGUCGUGAUGGGAGUGUUGUACAGUUUACUUUCAGCUGGCCUCCAGAGUUGUCUCCUUCAGUGCCACUGAGUUCUCGGUGAAGGCUUUCAGUGUCCUGUUGAUGUACAGAUAUAAUCAUUCUACUCUAGUAUCCAUGUGUCCAUAGGCAUUAUGUCACAGGCUAUUGAAGCCAGGUGGUGCAUAGAUUCAUAUGUGUGAUCUUUUUCUGCCAUGUGACAGCUUUGUCCAUCAGCAGCUGGUGUUUAUUUCUCAUCUGGUGUUACUUCUGGGUACCUUUCUGAGCCUAGAAUGAAUGAGGCUGGGUGUUAUUUGACUGAUAGUUAAAGUUGCUAUUUAAGGUUCUGUUGUUAAGGUAAACAAGUACCUGAAAUUAUCUAAAUCAUUCAUUCAUUCAUUUUCUGAACCGCUUGGUCCAUUACCGGUCGCGGGUAAGCUGGAGCCUAUCCCAGCAUUAACAGGUGAGAGGCAGGUACACCCUGGACAGGUCACCAGU
Molecule: messenger RNA, 6265 nt
Organism: Melanotaenia boesemani (Boeseman's rainbowfish)
Lineage: Eukaryota; Metazoa; Chordata; Actinopteri; Atheriniformes; Melanotaeniidae
Product: stromelysin-3-like
Exons: 8
Coding region: 150-1469 (439 amino acids)
Biological process (GO): proteolysis; extracellular matrix organization; collagen catabolic process
Cellular component (GO): extracellular matrix
Molecular function (GO): zinc ion binding; metalloendopeptidase activity
Source: RefSeq, a predicted model, not a curated record